Molecule: messenger RNA, 1402 nt
Organism: Plodia interpunctella (Indianmeal moth)
Lineage: Eukaryota; Metazoa; Arthropoda; Insecta; Lepidoptera; Pyralidae
Exons: 5
Coding region: 352-1284 (310 amino acids)
Cellular component (GO): cytoplasm
Molecular function (GO): asparaginase activity; beta-aspartyl-peptidase activity
Source: RefSeq, a predicted model, not a curated record
AAUCGUCAAAAUAAAACAAAAUAACAAAUUUGAUAAUCUUGAAACAAAACAUAAUUGUGAAUGAAAUAAUAAACUGUAUGAAAAAACAAAAAAUAUUAUCCAGUCCGGAGACAGAAAAAGCAACACCAUAACACGACUUUCAAUUAAAACACAAACACACAUGUACACAAACAUAGAUAGUAGUUAUCAAGUAAUAAAUUAAUCUCUCUUUAUUGGCUAUUCUUAUCACAUACAUUUACUCAUUACAUAGAUGUUUUAUCUCUCUCAUUUGAACGUAAGAGAAGAGUAAAUUUGAUAUUCACUUAGCUUAUUAUUCACUUAGCUUUGUAAAAUUUUCAAGAGUAAUAGGAAAUGAAGCCAAUUAUUCUAGUACAUGGUGGUGCUGGGGAUAUCCCCUCCAGUAGAGUUAAGGGCAAGUUAGAUGGAUCGAAAGCAGCAGCAAGAGCAGGCUAUGAAGUUCUUAGUAAAGGAGGCACUGCUUUAGAUGCUGUUGAAGCUGCUGUGGUGUCAAUGGAAAAAGAUGAAAACUUUAAUGCAGGGUAUGGUUCUGUGUUGAAUUUACGAGGAGAAGUUGAGAUGGAAGCAAGCAUAAUGCGAGGCUCAGAUCUUAAUGUUGGUGCUGUUACUUUAGUGAAGGAAUUCUUGCAUCCUAUAAGUAUAGCCCACAAAGUGCUUACAGAUUCACCACAUUCCUUAUUGGGAGCGGAAGGAGCUAAAUUAUUUGCAUUAGAAAAGGGAUUUCAAACAGUGAAGCCAGAGUCACUAAUAAGUGAACAUGCUAAACAAGCUUUGAGUGAUUUCCUAAAACAUGGAGAAUUUGGCAAAACAGAAAUAGGUGAAAAAGACGAGGGUGGAGUAGGCACGGUGGGCGCAGUGGCGGUUGACGCUCACGGCCACGUUGCAGUGGCCACCAGCACGGGCGGCAUGAGUGGCAAGGUGGUUGGCCGCAUCGGAGAUACACCGCAAAUUGGGAGCGGCACUUACGCCGAUGACUUUAUAGGCGGGGUUUCUACUACAGGACAUGGUGAAUCCAUAUUGAAAUACUGUUUGGCUCACAGCAUUAUAAAGCUCAUGGAAAGUGGACUGGAUGCACAAACUGCCACAAUGCAAGCAGUAGAAGGCAUGACGUCGCGGUUGAAGAACACUGCGGGUGCUAUAACUUUGUCCAAAGAUGGCGAUGUUGGCAUCCACUUUAGCUCCCACAGGAUGUCCUGGGCAUAUGUCAAAGAUGACAAGAUUUUUUAUGGAAUCAAUCACAAUGAAACUUUUGAGGAACCAUAUUAACAAAAUUGUCACAACUAUUUAAGACUGAGAAUUUGAAUUACAUUUUUAUUUACAUUCAUUACAUAUUCAUUAUGCAAAUAAUGAUUUUCUAGAAAUAAAAAUCUAUGAAGUUUAAAAA